Molecule: messenger RNA, 1255 nt
Organism: Ooceraea biroi (clonal raider ant)
Lineage: Eukaryota; Metazoa; Arthropoda; Insecta; Hymenoptera; Formicidae
Source: RefSeq, a predicted model, not a curated record
AAAAGGGAACCACCUUCGCUGGCGAAGAGACAUCCCUGUGGAGAACCUUGAUAUUUUCACCUACGUCAACUCUAAAGUCGUGUACGUAGAAAAACAUAUACGACAUCAGAUGACAUCGUUGUAUCGUGACGUUAUUCAACAACGUUGCGAGUUGGAAAAGGAAGUGUUAAAAAAACACACUGUCCUUCGCUACUCUUCAGCCAGACGAAUUCGCUUAUCGGCUCAUGAAAGGACCAGGUUACAUGGCCGUCACUGCAGGGGAAGCCGUUCAUGUCAUCAAGUGUAUACCAGUGGACGUCAUCGUACGCCGCACUAAGGAAUGUUAUAUUGAGCUACCGGUUACAGUACGCAACACUUCCCUCUUUAUCACACCAAAAUCACACGUGUUGACCAAGAUGGGAACCAUACGAGAGUGUAGCUACGAAUUGCCAACCCUUUAUCGAAUUGAGGAUACAUGGAUUGAACUUAUUCCGGAGCCACGUGUUCGCAGAACAUCGUUGCAGCAGUUACAACCUAUGACAAGUAUGUCAUGGAAUUAUUUAACGCCGGGACCACUAGCUUCCAGCGGAAUAUAUUCCCAGGCGGAUCUUGAUAAAAUCAGGGAUCAUAUAAUGUUCCCUGCUGAAAAGCCAGCGUUACUUAACAGCAUGGCUCGUGGAAUCACCGGACACGUCAUGCCUGACGAUACCAUGUCCAUUUACAACUUAUUGGAUGAAGCAUCAUUAAACAAAAUUGCUGAGUCAACUGCUAAACGGAUCUGGGGCGGAUUCAUCACAUUUGGAUCAGCCACAGCUGGAGUUUUUGGAGUAUUAUUAGUAGUACGACUAAUCAAGCUAGCCAUCGACACGAUGAUACAUGGUUAUGCUCUACAUUCAGCCUACGGAUGCAGUCUGUACGUGCUAGGAGCUAUCUGGAGCUCCUUGACUCAUCUGCUACUCUAUUUGGCCAGAGGUACAGCCAAACGCAGCCACACAGAUGGACGAGCAGAUCCCGAAGAACAACGAUCAUCGGAACCUGUGGAACCAGUAUUAUCGCAGUCUUUGUCACAGAACAACCCUAGCAAUCAGCCAACUUCGUCGCAGGUGACUGACAGUGAAACCAUUGUAUACACAGACUUACAAAAACGUUUGCGUGAAUAUUAGAACCAUUUCCUCGAUUGCAUCGGAAAUGUUCUUAAAUAAGGGGGGGGAUGUGACGUCCUGGCGUCCACCUCACACCCAUUUUUAAUUUUUUUUAUUUGCAAUAUUAAUUAUUA